This is a messenger RNA of Clupea harengus (Atlantic herring), 2104 nucleotides long. Its product is annotated as zinc finger protein interacting with ribonucleoprotein K-like. The record is from RefSeq and is a predicted model, not a curated record. NCBI's taxonomy places the organism in Eukaryota, Metazoa, Chordata, Actinopteri, Clupeiformes, Clupeidae. The coding region runs from base 195 to 2015 and encodes 606 amino acids. The transcript is spliced from 4 exons.
UGAGUCGUUUUUAACCCAUUUUGAUUUAACCAUGAAAUUAAUAUUUCUGACAGUUUAAGAAACACGGGGCUAAUAAGGGACUUUUAUUUUGAAAAAUCGGUACCGGAAGUUACUCGAGCUCAUUUGACUAUCGUUGCUCACUGAAAGCUGCUAGUUGUCGGGUGCUGGCCAGACAGAAACAAACAAACAGCGUGAUGGACAACCCAAGAGGCAACACGCAUUUCUGGACAGAUGAACAGACGCGAUUAAUGCUCAAUCAACUGAAGGAGAUGAACAUCCUAAAGUUCAUGGAUGGGAGGAAGACCAGAAAUGGCGAAUUAUUUAAAAAAGUGGCACUGAAGAUGGUGGAAGCCGGCUUUCCCAGGACCCAUGAACAGGUCAGGAUUCGCUGGAAGAAUCUGAAGAAGGCGUACUUCCAGGCUAAACGGGACAAUGGAACAAGUGGCCGUGGUUUCCCGUUCUACGAUGUCCUUGAUGAACUUCUUGGGAGCCGACCUCUGUCCCUAGUCGAGCACAACGGCGUAGAUUCGGGUGUUCAGUUGCCAACUACCAUGGAUACUACAAUGGACCCGGAAGAGACCGAGACCACGCUACUCGGAGCCUCACCUGGAGCCUCGCCUGGAUCCUCCUCAGUUAGGUCGACUCCAGCUUGCACUCCACUGCCUUCAAGUGCUCCACUGUCUACUGCAAUUACAGCCGAUCUACCUGGGACAAGGACCCAGCAGUCAAGGCGAACGAGAGACAUUGAUGUGCUUCUGAACCAGAUGCAAGUCAUGAAUCAAGAGUGGAAGGAGCACAUGAAAAGAAGUGAGGCCCGGGAGGAGCGGUUGAUCGCCAGCAUCCUCCAGAGAACUGACCGUAUGGUUGAGAAGCUGAUGCAGAGAAUGGAUAACAUUCAACCUCAACCAAACACAUUCUCACCACCACAACAUCAUCAUCAUCAUCAACCACCGCCAUCACCGGCAGAGUGCAACAACAUAUUGUUGGCAGCAGAGGAGUCAGUGGAACGGUCAUGUGAAGGCAUCGACAUAGAUAUGGAGGAGGAACCGAAGUCAAAGAGGAAAAGGAAUGGCAGUGACGAUGAGUGGGCUCCAAGUAUUGAAGGAUUCAUGCAGACGUCUGACAAGGAGUCUGGUUCAGAGGAGGAGGAGGAGGAGGACCGUCCUUUCAUGAUGGCGUGGUGCCGUGACUGUGGGGAGGAGUCCAGCACCUGCUGUUCCGAGCAGGACCACCGUCAGCUCUACUGCUGUGUUCAGUGCGGCUACAGGGAAGACCACCAAGGUCCUGCCUGCACAGAUGGCCAAGAAACCCAAAACAUGGACAAUCCCAAAGCCCCCACUGCUAGUUAUGAUGUUAGUGAGUUGAGCAGCAGCAAAGAACAGGGUUCUGUGAACAGCAGCGCCCAAGGAGUCACCACAACUGAAGGCCAAGAAGACACCAGCAGCAGUGACCAGGACAGUAACACUACUUCCCAACUGGAGUCCUCCAACAGCUGCCACCAAGAGGAAACAGUCUCCAAGGAGACGCAUAACAUUCCAAUGUUUGCCAUCUAUUUCAGCGACCUGUACAGUCUACAGAGUCAUGUGGAGCAGUCCCAUGGUUUUAAACGCGAGCUCUGCCCAGACUGUGGGAAAUUUCUCAUCGGACUGGACAGCAGGUGUUCGCACGUCUGCGAUCACAAAAUCAAGCCGUUCUCCUGUCUCACCUGCGGCAGGUGCUUCACCAGUCCAUCAGGGCUGCACCUGCACUCUCAGGUGCACACCGAGGGCCAUGCGCUGCCCUGCCGAUACUGCUACAAGACAUUCAGGUUUCAGGAAGACAAGCUGGAGCAUGAAAAGAUCCACUUGGAGGAGAGGCUGAAGUACCGCUGCCCCGACUGCCGCAAGCGAUUUGCGGACCGCUACAGUCGGAGCGCUCACCGGAAAACUCACUGGAAACAUGGCAGGUUCUUCUGCAAAGUUUGUGACAAUGCCGAUAACCUCAAGAGACACGAGGUGGUGCAUACCUGCCUGUGAGUUGUGCGACCGCUCCUUCAACCAAUCAGGGCACCUCAAGUCCCACAUGCGCGUCCACACAGGGCAGAAACCCUUCAAGUGCCAGGACU